CUUGGGGUCCGAGUCCGCUCAGGAUUGCGUCACCAGUCGCGAGUCAAGGUCUGCGCCUGCGCAGAACACAGCGAAGGCGGCUCCGCAUCUGUUCUUGGCGCGGCGGGGGCGAAGACAGGCCGGCCCCGGAAGGUCACGUGAGCGGGGGAGGGGUGCGUGGUCGUGUUCCGAUCCGUCUUGGGUCACUCGCCCGUGGUGGCAGCAGUCCGUGUGCUACGCGUAGUUCCGGGCGGUGUCCGCCACACGGAGAAGGGGAGGGUCUACGACGCCGACCGGCACCGGAAAGGAGCGGGCGGCCCGCGGGCGUCCUGGGACUGGCGGGUGGUGGACAAAGCGCUUCCACGUGCUGCAGGACGGGGUUGGCGAGGGGCGGGUGCUCGGCGGGCAUUCUUCCCGCAGGGUCGCCGCCUCGGUCGGCCCCGGACCAAGAGCGCCGAGACCCCACCUCAGACCUUACUUAAGCAUGCGGUUUAGUGUCCUGGGAGUCUGCAGCCAUGCACGUGGGCUGAGUGGUCGUUACGGAGCUUCCCAAAGACCGAGCCGCCCUUCGGUGGAAAGAAUUCAUGCUCUGUCUUCGAAUCCGUCAGCCCAAAAUCUUGCUGCUUCCACGCAUCCUUGUGCACUCUUAAUCAAAAUCCUGCUUGGAAGACUUGCCUUAAACUUCCAGUUCUCCGUUCAUCUGGCCCCUGGCUUCCCGCUGCGAGCCACCGCGAAAACUUUGCGAAAUCUUGUUCCUACUCACAGCGGCCAGCCUUGCGCUGGGCGGCGUCUUACCUACAGGGUGUGUCGGAGUCAACAAGGUACUCAGUAUUUGAAGAGUGAACGAGAGGCAUCUUUGCUCAGGCACACUCUGUUUGUAGUCCACGAUUCCAGGAAACUGAUUCCCUGUGAUUGGCUACGGCUGAGGAUCCAGGGUCUGUUGCUGCCCCUGUGUUCCUCCAGUAAAAAGAAAAGAAAAGGAGAUAAAGAAGACAUGCCUGUUCCUUUCUACCAAUGGAACAUGUACUCAGUGAGUGGGCAUGCCCCAUUGUUGACUGCAGACAUGUGGCUUAAGAGCUCCUCUACUUGGUCUUUUGUUUCCCACACUAGUUAUUAGGUCAUUCAGAUCACCAACAUGGUCUCUUCAGUUACAGUAUAGCCCCACUUUGUUCUUGCAAGCAAAGCAAAAGAACAGUAUGUGUCACCUUGAAUUGCUGACCCUGCCAGGAACCAAAGAUCUUUCCCAAUUAGGUUAUAGAAACAAGAUUUGAAAAAUUCGAGCAAUAGAGCCAACUAUGUAAUAACUUGACAGUCCUUCUGUUACAAACCCUUAUAAUGGUAGCUUAAUGGUACCCUUAUAAAUGGUAGCUUAAAUAUAGAAACUGUCGUUUGAAUUCAUGGCCAAGUUUGCAAGAAAUUUGGAAAAUCUUGGGUCCAGAAAUAAAGAGGGAGCUCAACAUGAAGCCUGUCAGUGAGGGAGCUGCAUCACCCUGGAAGGGGCUGUGGGUCUGGUCUUGAUAAUAGAGGCAGGCCUCUGGGUUUACACACCCACACACACACACACACACACACAGAAAAGAAGAACAGUGAGACCUUGCAUAAAGCUGAGACUCACAAAGAACCACACCCUCAAAGAAACAGUAGUUUAGAAGAAAAAAAAAAAAUCUAUCAGCACAAUCCAGUAGCUGUUGAGUUUACCCAGAGCUAGGAGUGUAAAAGGCUCCCCUGAAGGUUUAUAACUAUGGGCCUACCUCCGCACAUGUAGUUGUGGUUCAAGUUAUGCUGCCCCCGAGACCUGGGAAUCCGUUAGCUUGGAAAUUAACAGAAAGCCUGGUCUCUGGCCAGAAACAUCCCAGGAGCACCUGUAGAAGCAAAUGCAAAACUGCUCUGGAGGGACGGACAAGAGAGCAAGCUUCCUGAGCAAGUGGACGCCAGCAGUGUAACAGACAGCAGGUUGGACCCGUAAAACUUUAGUAGGACUCUCAGAUUCUACCAUAAAUACGUUCACAUUGUUUAAAUCAAAAGGAGGACUUAAAUAUGUUAGAAUAAGAUACAGGGCAAGCAGAUAUGAAAAAGGACUAAGUAAAACUUCUGAAAGUCAAAAUAUACUCGCUAAAAUCGAAAGCCAUGUUGAGGUAAGCAGUAGCUUCAGCAUGACUGAAGAAUUACUGGGCUAGAAACAGACCUGAGGAUAUGACCAAGAAUGUAAUGGAGACGUAGGAUGGGGCAUAUGAAAGAGAGGUUAAGAAGGAUGAAGGAAAGAAUAAUAAAGUCUAAUAUACUCCCAAUAGGACUUGAAGAAGGAAAAAAAAGACUGAGAGGCAAGAUUCAAAGAGAUUGGCUGAUAAUUUUCCAGAACUAAAUAAAGAAAUUCUCAGGUUUGGGAAGGACAGAUAAAAAUAAAUUCACAUGUAGACAGAUGUCUACAUUCACAAGAUAAUGAAACUGCAGAACGACAGAACCAAAGAGAUCUUAGAAUUACCCGGAGACAGACCAGAGAGAACUGAGUAAAAUUCUCUAAGAUCAUAAAAGGAAGCACGUGAUCUGUGCACAAGAUUCACGCGGAGGGCCUCCAGACCAAGGCAAGGAGACAGGUACCCAUAAAUUCAGCAGCAGAAAUGCUAAAGAGCAAGUAGCAGCCUUCUUUAUGGAAAUGAUAAAGGAUGAAUUACACACACACACACACACACACACACACAUACCCCGUUCAAGAAUUGAGAUUUUCCUUCCCCUCAAUUUUUCUAGUCUCUGGUCUUAUCCCAGGUGUGACAAUUUUGUUCCAACUUCAGUGGCCUAAGGGAGGCCCUGAUAGCUGGUAAAACAAUAUUUCUGUGUGUG
Messenger RNA from Ailuropoda melanoleuca (giant panda), 2817 nucleotides. RefSeq lists its product as uncharacterized. Bases 464 to 1096 code for a protein of 210 amino acids. Lineage: Eukaryota; Metazoa; Chordata; Mammalia; Carnivora; Ursidae. The transcript is spliced from 4 exons. The record is from RefSeq and is a predicted model, not a curated record.